ACUCACUUUGCUUUCGCCACCAAAUUUCUGUAUUCGUGUAUCCCUCUUAGAAACCUCAUACUCUGAGGCAUGGAUUCGUAUCGCCCUGCUGGCGACGAUCGUCGGCCUUAUCGAGACAGCGACUCAUACCGGCCCCGCCACUAUGACCCUCCUCCCCCGCCUUGGCCUCCGUCUAAUGGCGGCAAUGGGAUGUACUACUUCCAAGGCUCGCGCGACAGAGACCUCCCAGGAUCGUCUAGCUAUCGACCCAGACCUGACAAUCGUGGGGCGCGUUCUCAACCUCCACGACGGGACCAAGCUCGCAGGCCUCCGCCGGCUUUUCCCAAGACAGCAGCAAAUAGGCCCUUGAUGAAGCUUCGUCAAGACGACUCCACGGAUUCUUCCCUUACAGAUCCAAACUCGAACCCCAAGUCCAAGUUUCGCAAUGUCGACGAGCUCACUGAUAGUGAAGAAGAAGAAAUGGCGCAAUCCGAAGAUGAAGAGGUGGACCGGCCAGCCAACAAACGUGCGCGACUGAAUGGACCCGAACAUACCGCCGCACCUGUCGCACCAAAGUGGUCAAACCCCGAUCCAUACACCUCACUUCCUCCUCAAGCAGAGGCAACUGUCAAACGCGUUGAUGUUGUCAAGCUGAUUCGAAAAGCGCGCAUCGAUGGCGACCGUAGUCGCGAGGAAGUCAACAUAGCCGACGACUUCAUCUCUUUUGAUAGUGAGGAACAUAAGUCGACCGAGCAAUAUAUGUCUCUCGCGCCUCGUUUAAAUAUUCCGAUGGCGCCUAAAGUAUCGGCGUCUCAAGUAGAGAUCAGGACUACCGCUACGGGAAAGAGAAAGCGAGGUGCUUCUCUCGGUGAGGACGCACCACUGCCACGAUCCGACAACCAGAUUUAUGCCGAUCGUCAUGUGCAAGAACAGUGGAGAGCAACACCUGGAGUUGAUACGACGCCGUGGCUGGCAGCUCAUCCCCCUAGUGACAUUCCGUUGGUUGCUUUUCACAAAGAGAUCAUUGACUUCUACGAUUGGGUGAAGCCAAAGCCUCACGAGGAGGAUGUCCGUGACGAGGUUUUUCGACGCCUGAAUACCCUCCUGCAAAGUUUCAUCUACGGAGAACUCAGAGCGUUCGGAUCUUAUGCUGCUGGCCUGUACCUCCCUACCGGGGAUAUGGAUCUUGUUUACCUCACUCGCAACUUCAGACCUGGCCGGUUUUCUCCAGAAGAUUCGAGGCGACUCGUCUGGGACUGUGCCAGGUUUCUCAGGCAGAGGAACAUUGCUGAAGGAGUCAUCGUACCUAUUCCCAGGGCUAAAGUCCCAAUAAUCAAAUUUGUCGAUAGGGUCAGCGGCCUCAAGAUUGACCUUUCUUUCGACAACGAUACCGGCGUUGUUGCUAUUGACACAUUCCACAGGUGGAAGCAGGAAUAUCCUGUUAUGCCCAUAAUCGUGUCAGUGGUGAAGCAAUACUUGAUGAUCCGAGGGUUGAAUGAUGUUUCAACAGGUGGUUUGGGGGGCUUUUCGACUAUCUGUUUGGUCACCAGUCUGCUUCAACAUUUGCCAGUUCUUAAGGAGCCAACCAACCUGGGCGACGUCCUAUUACAGUUUUUCAACUACUACGGGAACCUCUUCGAUAAGAAUUCUGUGAUCAUCCGACUCGACCCCCCCGGAUAUUUGCACAAGGCGUCUCACCGUCCUCGGUUCGAUGAUAGAGAGUCGAGACGGCUUACUAUCAUGGAUCCACAUCGCGCGGACAACAACAUCUCAGGAGGAACCAAAGAAAUCGACAAGAUCUUCAAAUGCUUUUCUGAGGCAUACAAGGCCCUCACGAGUCGACUAUCCGCUUACGAAAGACGAAAUCCGCAGGCUCCUCAAACCAGCUUUUUGGAGUGUCUCAUUGGUGGCAACUUCACGCUUUACGAGUCACAGCGCAAGAAAUUGCUUGAUCUUUGUUCCGACGACCAUGAUUUAAUGGUGACGAACGAAAGAAAUGCGUCCAAGAUGUCUUAUCGACCGGCUGUUGUGAACGCACGUGGCGAACGGAACGUACGUUGAUAGUUGCUGUCCUACAGACGAGGAAGCUUGACGUGAUCUAGGGACAACCAAAUGAAUCUGAGGUUUCCUCAGAAAGAAUGCCCGCCCCGACGAAGACGCUCGUUAAAGGCGAGAAACGAGCGAAACGGCUCAAAGACUUACGGCCCGAGCUCGCACCAUCGAUACGGAACACUAUCAGCCUCAUAGAUGCUUUGAAGAUUGGAGGCUACAAAACACCGCAGGAGAUGGAACAUGACCUCCAGGUACGGGAAACGGCGGCCGCGAAAAUUGCAGCAGCCAAAGUCGAGUGACCAGACAGCAUUCAGGAGCAUUUGUCAGUUGAAUCACUCUCACGAGUUACCGUAUCACAAGCUGGCGCCCCAUUGCGCCAACAUUAUUCAGGACAGCGGCUGAGUGCCGCGUAUUGAUUACUGGCAAGUGAUCAGAGCAUCUUGACAGUCACAGUGUCUUGAGAGCUCCUGUGUCUCAGAGUGCCUGUCUUUUCAAAUCACACCCACUUGAAAAUGUUCUCUUCAGCAUUGAAUUCUUCCAUCCAGCCUAAUCUCGGCUCUGCGAUUUACU
Messenger RNA from Cladophialophora immunda, 2601 nucleotides. RefSeq lists its product as hypothetical. Gene Ontology annotation, biological process: RNA 3'-end processing. The record is from RefSeq and is a predicted model, not a curated record. Lineage: Eukaryota; Fungi; Ascomycota; Eurotiomycetes; Chaetothyriales; Herpotrichiellaceae. Gene Ontology annotation, cellular component: nucleolus; TRAMP complex. The transcript has 3 exons. Bases 70 to 2040 code for a protein of 656 amino acids. Gene Ontology annotation, molecular function: mRNA binding; poly(A) RNA polymerase activity.